GAGAGGGGGAGAGAGAGAGAAAAAGAAAGACAGAAAGAGAGAGAGAGAGAGAACGAAAGAAAGAGAAAGAGAUGCAUCCACGCCCACAGUGACGUAUACAGGAGUGGGAGUAAAACGAAUACCGUAGAAAAACAUCGAAGAUACCGCGCGUUUGAAGAAUUGAAAUAUAAAUUACAUUCGAUAUUUAUAAGAAGCGCGAGAGAGUAUGCGAGAUAUUGUACGCGCGUGAUGCACGCGCGUCUUCGAGUAAAAGGGAACUCGUUUUUGGAUACGCUUAUGUAACUCUGCCCUUGCGUCAGAAUAAAGAGAGAAAGAGAGAGAGAGAGAGAAAAUCGUAAUAUUUCGAAAAAAAUUCAACGCACUGGACAAAUCUCUCGGAAAGAUUUUUUUUUUUUAUCGAACCGGAUCUAUAUGCUCUUGGUUACGGCGUAAAAACAUUCAACGAAAGACGCGCUUCGAAUUGGUGAUUCACCAAAGUGUCGAACGAGCGAGUAAACGAGCGUAUUGGAGAAAAAGAGAGAGAGAGAGUGGAGAGUGAGAGAGAGAGAAAGAGAGAGAGAGAGGGGGGAGGACAAAGAGAGAAAAUAAAAGACAAGACAAGAGACAACAGGCAGAUAGAGCCGACCUUCGGACCUGCUGUCAACGAAACAAGACCUAUUCUCUAGGAUAUCGAUGGUAAAUAAUUGAACAAUGGAUCAGAUAUUUAAUGAAGACCCUAACGUCAAUUACAGAGGCGCGAGUCGUGAAAAUAACGUGGGUCUACGCAAACAUAAUUUAACGUUGGAUUUAAACAGCUCGAGGCAAGAGUUACGAGUUAAAACAUCGAAAUUAGGGCCAUUACCAACAACCUUGAACAACAUAGCACCGAUUUUGAGCUCGCCGGAUUUGAACAUGCUGAAACUAGGAUCGCCGGAAUUGGAGAGGUUGAUAAUCGAACAACAGGAUGCUAAUGGUGCCAGCAACACCGAGGGCGUCGUCGCAUCCUUGCCCACACCGACGGUCCAAAUACUUUUUCCAAAAGUGGUGACUGAAGCUCAAGAACUUUAUGCUCGUGGCUUCGUCGAUGCUCUAAACGAGCUACAUCAUUCGGAUAGCUCUCAAGAACCCUCUAAUUUUUACGGUGCUACUUAUACGACUUUGGAGCCACCCGGUAGCGUUCAAAGCGUUGGCACAGAAUCCUCGGUUAGUCAAGGACUCAUGCAAAUAAAGGACGAACCGCAAACGGUACCAAGCGUUUCCAGUUCCCCGCCUAUGUCACCGAUAGACAUGGAGAAUCAAGAAAGGAUCAAACUCGAAAGGAAGAGGCAACGGAAUCGCGUGGCCGCUUCCAAGUGUCGCAGGCGCAAACUCGAACGUAUUUCCAGGCUGGAGGACAAGGUCAAAGUUCUCAAGGCCGAGAAUUGCGAAUUGAGUACGGUCGUGCAUAAACUCAAGGAACAAAUUUGUCGGCUCAAGGAACAGGUGAUGGAUCACGUUCAUUCUGGUUGUCAAAUAAUGACUGUUUCGGAACAAUUUUAAAAUAUGGGAUCAAGCUUGAAUUUAUACAGGUAUCAAUUGAAUCGUUCCAUCAUAUGUUGCGACCACAAUCUUUUAUAUGAUCCCUCUCGAGUAUUUUUUCUCUUUUAUCUUUAUGUAUUUAUUAUUAUU
Messenger RNA from Polistes dominula (European paper wasp), 1647 nucleotides. Its product is annotated as transcription factor Jun. Gene Ontology annotation, biological process: regulation of cell population proliferation; regulation of transcription by RNA polymerase II; regulation of cell cycle. The record is from RefSeq and is a predicted model, not a curated record. Gene Ontology annotation, cellular component: transcription regulator complex. Gene Ontology annotation, molecular function: RNA polymerase II cis-regulatory region sequence-specific DNA binding; DNA-binding transcription factor activity, RNA polymerase II-specific; transcription factor binding. NCBI's taxonomy places the organism in Eukaryota, Metazoa, Arthropoda, Insecta, Hymenoptera, Vespidae.